Molecule: messenger RNA, 780 nt
Organism: Echinostoma caproni
Lineage: Eukaryota; Metazoa; Platyhelminthes; Trematoda; Plagiorchiida; Echinostomatidae
Source: the annotation of a GenBank genome assembly
AUGGAGUGUCCAACGGUUGCGUCGGUUGUGGAAAAGGCACAGUAUGAGGACAGUACAAUAGAUGAGUCAAUGAUCACCCUACCCCUCCGUCUAAGCAUCACUUUGCCCGGAGUUUCUGCCCAGGACUCACAAGUGAGCGAAUCCCGUCGAUCGGUCAGUUUAAAACGUGCCCCAUUCUAUUUUGAUCGAUGCCAAGGUAAGAAAUUUCUCAUCCUGCUGGUCUCGUGUUGCGCAUCCGUGAUUCAUGCUAUGGCUCAACUGACCAUUAGUAUCCAAUGGAUCAGUGAGGGAGAUUUGAACCCACUCCUAUCGCACCAUAUCAUCAUCGCGUUGUUCACUCUGGUAUUGACCGGACAGGUGAUGUUCCGGUUUGUGAGUGCCAGUAAAAAAAUGCAGUUUGCCACAAUUCAAUUAAUCACCACACUGAUCAUGACCUGUUUGCUCACUUUGUUCACCCUAAUUGGCACAAUUGAACAACUGAUCCCAGACACAUAUGCUGGACCGUUGGCACAACCUCAGCAGAAAAUCACGUUCCGAAAAGAUGCAUCCAGUAAGACCCCAUGGAUCACGAUUGCCGAAGCUCCGUUGGGUGCGUUCAGUAGGGAUUUGGGCAUCUUUCUGUGUGUUUGUGGUCUCCUAUCUCUGGUCUGUCCGAUCCAGAAUGUGAUCACACUGGGCUUUGUGCUCCGAUCGAAGGAGAUGAAACGACCCAGUUAUCGGGCCUCCACAACACGAACGGAUAGUUCGACCGACAGUGACAAUGUAAUUAUGACUGGUUAA